AUGCUGAAUGUGGCUGAGCUAAAUAAGCUUUGGCUUGAAUGGUCUCUUACAACCGUAAAGAUAGAAUUAAGUUUGACUUUAUUCGCAAAUAUUUCAUUAAAGUGAUGAAACAUUGACAAAUGGCGAGGCAUAAAUAGUCUUUCUGCAUUAAGUGAUGUGUCGUAUUUUUUCAAUGACAAUAUUUUUAGUUAUCAUCGUUAGUCGUAUCAAGCAUGUAUUUUUCUUUUGGCUGGCCUAAAUAUUAUGGUUUUGAUAACAUUGAAAGUGAACAGCCGUGCCGAUUCAAGUUCAACCGCGAUCUCUCCAUUCUUGCUGUUUUGACAGAGAAAAGCUUAACUCUAUGGUAUCAUCAUCCUUUUGUUGUAAUAGUAUCAUAUCGCCGAUCGAGGAAAUCUUUGGAGGAUUAUGGGAGAAACGAAGACUGUGAAUGGAAACUUGAUUCUUCCUCUAUUGUUAUCAAAACCUCAAAUGGUGCCUUGAUAUUUUAUGGGUUGCAACUUUCGAAUGGGAACUCUGGAAAAUUGUAUGUUCUUGAAAACAAACGAAAUGUUGGAAGUACCGCACUCUCACCAUUGUUUGAAAUACCUGCAAUACUACUGGCCGAAAAAUCAGUUGUAUCAAUUACUGGAGGAGUGUCUUGUUUAUCAGUGAAGAAAAACGAAAUCUUUGUCGUCAGUCACCUGGGUAUUCUUCACCGAGUUGAAUGGGAUGGAAAUAUCAAAGAUAAUUUUUCGCUUUCAAUAUUUUCCAUUCCUUUUAUCUUGGAUUUAGAAACACCUCUUGAGUCCGCUCAAUAUCUAAAAGGAUCAGAGACGAACAUUUGUGAUAUGCAAUUCAGCUCUCUACUUGGUGGAUUUGCUUUUGUCCUGGAAAAUGGACAUGGUGGAUUUAUGUCAGCUUCCACAUCCAAAUUUGAAGCUGAAGAUGUGCUUGCUAUCUGGGCACGUGAUUUAAAGGAGGCAGCACUUGCAAAAGUCAACCACAAAUUUCGUAUUAUUGCGUAUGGCUGCAGUCAUGGUGGGUGUAUGAUGUAUUCAUUUGAUGAAUUGACCGGAGCGUUGCAGUUCACAUUCAAUUCAAUUGCAUUUCUCCUACUUCUACUUUUACUACUGUCUGAGCCUGAAAAUUAUUAUAUUAACUAUUUAAAAGACUCUAGCACAUCAGUCGGAUCUAUAGAGAAAAUGUGCUUCAGUCCAGAUGGUCACGUUAUAGCUAUUUCGUGGGUGAAUGGAGGUCUGGCACUAUGGACAGUUUUUGGUUCGCUGUUGUUUUGCACUCUGGACUCCACUUUUUAUGGGUCACAGAGUGACGUAUUUACGUCCAAACCGUGGCAUAUUAGUGCAAUGGAAUGGAGUGUCGAAGGAUACAAUUUAAUACUGGCCAUAGAGAAACCAGUAGAAGAUAAAUGGAAAGGAACUGGUGAAAUUGUGCACAUUCCUUUCUUGAAAAGUAUUUUGGCUUCCAAUCCCUGUGUUGCCAAUCAUCACCAUCUUGUUCUGCAAGGAGAAGUGUGUCUGUAUUUAAGUGCAGCGGAUGUUGUGUCUGAGACUCGAGCAGCUCGUCAUGAAUUCUGUAGUGCUGAGAACGCUGAUAUGGAGUCUCAAGAGGGAGCAAGUUUACAGUCAAAUGCAAAGCACUGGCAAAUUGUCCAGUAUCCACAAACGUACGUUGAAAAAAACUGGCCUAUUAGGAGUGUUGCAGUGGAUGAGUCUGGUAUGUUUUUGGCAAUCGCUGGUCGUAUGGGGGUUUCGCAUUAUUCUUGGCUCACUCGAAGGUGGAAACUAUUUGGUAACGAAACUCAGGAACAAAGCAUUUAUUGUCGCGGAGGCUUACUUUGGUGGAAUGAUUUCUUGGUCAUUGCUUGCUACAAUUUCCUUUCCGAAAAAGAUGAGAUACGUUUCUAUCCACGGUUAUCUAAUUUAGACAACGCAUUUGCCAGUGAAAAAACCCUUCAAUGCCCGCCAUUUCUCAUCAAUGUUUUGGACAAUAUUCUUUUGGUUUAUUCCUCCGACUGUACAUUAGCAUUCUAUUUAUUGGAUAAAUCAGAUGGAGAUGACCGUGUCCACGUAAGUCGACUUCAAGAUAUAUCAUUGGUGUCACAUGUUCCCCAUCCGUUAUCGGUCAUUGAAAUUAUGUUGGGUAUGGCUUGCUUUGAUGAAGGUUCUGGUUGUGCUGUUUUCGGUAUAAAUAGAGUCGAAUCUCUGUUAAUAAAUGUCGGAGGAAAAUUGCUCAUGCUUGAAAGACUUCAUGAAAAAGAAAGGAGAAAAACGCUACAAUUCUCUGCCCCCGUCAUACUUGCAUCGUGCGUUGAAGCUAUUUGGUCAUCAUUAAAAACAUUUUGUUCUGGAAAGCAGCAUUUGGUUGAAGCAUUAUGGUUGAACUGUGGUCUCUUUGGAAUGAAAGUUUGGCUUCCACUUUUUCCUGGAGAUGAUGAAAAACCGCCAAAUUUCCUUUCAAAAAGAAUAAUGCUUCCAAUUGAAAUGUCUUUAUGUCCACUUGUUGUGCUAUCAGAAGAAGCACUUGUUGUUGGGGCUGCAUCAGAACCUGUCCACUCCGGAUUUUCUUUCAGCCAAUGGGAGCUGCCAAUGUCUUUGCAAGAGCCAUUUCCAUUUUGUACCUUGGAAAGACCGGCAGAAGUUUAUCUUCACAAUCUUUUACGACAACUUCUAAGGAGGAACCUUGGUAUCCACGCCUUAAAAAUUGCCCGCAGUUGUUCUGACCUGCGCCAUUUUCCACACGUUUUGGAGCUAAUGCUUCAUGAAAUCCUUGAAGAAGAGGCAACAGCAUCUGAACCAUUGCCAGAUGCGAUGCUACCAAGAAUUGUUGCCUUUAUUCAAGAAUUUCCAGAAUAUUUACAAACAGUCGUUUAUUGCGCGCGUAAGACUGAAGUAGCUUUAUGGAGUUAUCUUUUUACCGCGGUAGGAAAUCCACGAGAUUUGUUUCAGAAAUGUCUGGAUGGUGGCUAUCUUGAAACAGCUGCUUCUUAUUUAAUCAUUUUACAAAAUUUGGAGAAACCGGAAGUCAGUAAGCAGUUGGCGACAAUUUUACUUGAAGCUACUUUGUUAGAUGACAAGUACGAGAUUGCAAGAGAUCUUGUGCGUUUUCUUGGCUCCAUCAAAGUUAGUGAUUUCGACAGCCCAACACACAGUCCUUGUGUGAAAACCCCGGUGAUGCCAACCGCUCGUCCUUCCCUAGUAGACGAUGAUGAAGAUGACCUCACCCCUCUCCCCCAAGGAAUACAACAAUCACAUUCUCAGUCGACAAGCAGGAUAAGUGUGAGACCUCCAAUCAAACGAAUUAGUUCCUCAGACAGGCUUCAAACGCAAAGAUCUUAUGAUAAAUCUUCAGGAUGUGGACGAAGCGAGGAAAAAAACUCAACUUUUGCUAAGAAAUCAGAUUCACAAGAGCAGAUUGAAGGUCCCGAAGGAUCACAACAUAUUGUUUUCAGAUAUUCAAGCAGCGAAGCUCCCGAAGGAUUUUUCUUAGAUUCGAUUCUCAACCGUCACGCUCGAAAAUUGUUAUCAAACAACAGACUUAAAGAUCUUGGCCGAUUUUCAGCUUAUCUUGAUUUCAACCUACGGGCAUGGCUCAAAAAAGAAAGAGAUCGUGCAGCAACUGUGAACAAUUUUGUGGAAGCAUUUCUCAGUAUCCAUCGGCAGUUUGAAAGCCCUUUCCCUUCUAAAGCGACAGUGAAUUCACUUAACACGGAGACGUCCAAGCCAACAAUUCGUUCGAAAUAUCAUUCUGCAACCUCAAGUAUAAGUUUUGGAAAGCAUAAACGCAUUGAUUUAGUCACUGCGGAAGACGAAACAGCUCCUGAAGAGGUGGAAUUGCAAUCUCUUCAAGUUGAACAAUCUGAAACGAGCUCAUUUUCUCUUGAUGACGAUCCUGAUGAAUUAGAGGAAAGUACAUGGAGUUACGACACAAAUAUUAAAGAUUUGGAUGAUUUUAUUGGACAAGUUCCGUGUUCUCGUCAGUCAGAUAAAGAAAUAAGAUUUUUGUUACAAGCAAUGUCGGAGUCCUAUUGUUUUGAUUGGUCCUUACUGCUGUCAUUGGCUUUACGUGAUGGACCGUUAGUUAACCAAGUCGUUCAAGAUAUUUUGUUGUCUGGCAUUGAUGAACUAGCUCUGGAAAACUUCAUUCGUCUUAGAGAUGGCAUAAAAAGCUUAGAAAAUUGGGCACAGCGUGAAUGUCAGGAAUACAGUGUAUUUUUUGGUCUGUUUAAACCACAAUGGAGUGCUCUUUCCGAUGCCAUAACUACAGUUGCCACUCGCUUGGCAGAAGCUCGGAAAACAAGUACUAGAGUAUCUGAGCAAGUAGAUGUUGACGAUGAAAAUGGAGCGACGUUUACUGAAAAAGUCAAUAGUGAUAUCUCCAACAUAGGGGAAGCAAAUGACCCUUAUGAAUGCAUUCUAUCGUAGAAUUAGGAUGGACAUACUUUAAAAUUUAAGUAUUUCGUGCAAGUCUGUGUAGGGCUAUUGAAAACAAAUAAAACAAAUGCUAAUUCAA
Messenger RNA from Xenia sp. Carnegie-2017, 4509 nucleotides. RefSeq names its product guanine nucleotide exchange factor subunit RIC1-like. Gene Ontology annotation, biological process: retrograde transport, endosome to Golgi; intracellular protein transport. Gene Ontology annotation, molecular function: protein binding. Bases 213 to 4421 code for a protein of 1402 amino acids. NCBI's taxonomy places the organism in Eukaryota, Metazoa, Cnidaria, Anthozoa, Malacalcyonacea, Xeniidae. The transcript has 34 exons. Gene Ontology annotation, cellular component: Golgi membrane; Ric1-Rgp1 guanyl-nucleotide exchange factor complex; cytosol. The record is from RefSeq and is a predicted model, not a curated record.